AUGGUACGGAGGAAGCUUCAGACGAUAUAUUGUCCUGAAAGCAGCACACUAUGUACUCCUGAGCUUCGGAUUAAGUCCAACCGCACUCCUAAGUUGAAGGAGAGCAAACCACCCAAGGUUCGAGCAAUAGGAUCCUUGUCUCGUGAACCUUCAGCGUUUGAACUUACUGACAAGAAGAUUAAAGAGGAAGAGAAGUCUUCACAACCUGCAAAGAGGAAGAAGCGUGCGAAGAAGUCUGAUACAAGCCAUUUCAUGUGUAACUUUUCAUCCUUUCUCCAUCCAUAUAUUCACACAAUUACAAAUGUUGAGGAUGAUGGUAACUGUGGCUAUAGAUCCAUUGCUGCAUUACUGGGGCAUUCCGCCAGUCAGGACGGUUGGCCUUGGGUUAGGGCUACAUUGAUAGAAGAAUUUGAGAACAAUGUGUUCAUGUAUAAUAGGAUGUGGGGCACAAAUGUUGUUGACGACUUACAUGAACGACUCACUCUUCCUCCUGAUGUCCCGGCCACCCCUGAGAAAUGGUUUCAACUGCCAGAGAUGGGAUACCUUGUGGCAACAAGGUUCCAAUUGGUUCUCGUAUCCUUAUCCUCUAUGGGUUGUAACACAUACUUUCCACUGAUAGGAGCCGGUCCACCAGAUGUGCAUCCUGUUAUAGCUAUUGGACAUGUGACAAAUCACUGGGUACAGCUCCAAUUAACUCCUGGACAUCCUAUGCCGCCUAUUGCUCCCCAGUGGGAUUGGCAUGCUGAUCUUGCCUCCAAAUACUGGCGCAACCCAUAUGGUCCACGUUUAGACAUGUACGCUGCACAAUUCCAAGCUUGGCUUGGUGUUUUCAGUGGUCAUGUGGACUAUGUGGACAUCACCACAGAUUGA
Molecule: messenger RNA, 870 nt
Organism: Lotus japonicus
Lineage: Eukaryota; Viridiplantae; Streptophyta; Magnoliopsida; Fabales; Fabaceae
Exons: 2
Coding region: 1-870 (289 amino acids)
Source: RefSeq, a predicted model, not a curated record